Molecule: messenger RNA, 1092 nt
Organism: Chrysochloris asiatica (Cape golden mole)
Lineage: Eukaryota; Metazoa; Chordata; Mammalia; Afrosoricida; Chrysochloridae
Gene: APOA5
Product: apolipoprotein A-V
Exons: 3
Coding region: 1-1092 (363 amino acids)
Biological process (GO): cholesterol biosynthetic process; triglyceride homeostasis; very-low-density lipoprotein particle remodeling
Cellular component (GO): high-density lipoprotein particle; chylomicron; extracellular region
Molecular function (GO): phosphatidylcholine-sterol O-acyltransferase activator activity; phospholipid binding; cholesterol binding
Source: RefSeq, a predicted model, not a curated record
AUGGCAUGUGGGGCUGCAGUUCUGAUAUGGGCUCUGGCCCUGUUUUCAGGGUCUUCAGUCACCCAGGCACAGAAAAGCUUCUGGGACUACUUCAGCCAGAGCAGCAAAGACAAAGGCAGGAUGGAGCAAAUGCAGCAGCAGAAGCUGACGCGGGAGCCCUUGAGCCUGAAAGACAGUCUUGAACAAAACCUCAACAAUAUGGACAAGUUCCUCGAAAAGCUGGGCCCUCUGAGUGGACAGCCGCAGGACCCCGAAGGCACACGACAGCAGCUACAGGAGGAGCUGGAAGAGGUGAGGGCACGCCUGGCGCCAUACAUGACCGAGGCGCAUGAGCGCGUGGGCUGGAAUCUGGAGGGGCUGCGGCAGCAGCUGAAACCCUACACUGUGGAGCUGAUGGAGCAGGUGGCCCUGCGAGUCCAGGAGUUGCAGGAGCAGUUGCGCGUGGUCGGGGAGGACACCAAGGCCCAGCUGCUAGGGGGCGUGGGUGAGGCGCGAGGUUUACUGCAGGAAUUGCAGAACCGUGUUGCACACACCACCGGCCGUGUUAAGGAACUCUUUCACCCAUACGCCGAGCGCCUGGUGACAGGCAUCGGACGCCACGUGCAGGAGUUGCACCGCAGCGUGGCACCCCACGCCCCCGCCAGUCCCAAGCGCCUCAGUCGCUGUGUGCAAGUACUCUCGCGUAAACUCACGCUUCAGGCCAAGGCGCUGCACGCACGCAUCCAGCAGAACUUGGACCAACUGCGUGAUGAGCUCAGUGCCUUCGCCGGCGCUGGGGCGGAUGGCGCGGAGGAGGAGACCGUCCCUGACCCCCAGGUGCUCUCAGAGGAGGUACGUCAGCGACUCCAGGCUUUCCGCCAUGACACCUUUCUGCAGAUCGCUGCUUUCACCCAAGCCAUCGACCGGGAGACGGAGGAGGUCCAGCAGCAGCUGGCGCCGCCCCCACCAGGCCACAGUGCCUUUGCUCCUGAAUUCCUUCAAGCAGACAGAGGAAAGGCCCUGAGCAAGCUUCAGGCCCGUCUUGACGACCUGUGGGAAGACAUCAGCCACAGCCUCCACGACCAGGACCCUAGCCAUCUGGGGGAAUCCUGA